This is a messenger RNA of Cajanus cajan (pigeon pea), 2799 nucleotides long. RefSeq names its product CRINKLY4 related 4 (gene CCR4). The record is from RefSeq and is a predicted model, not a curated record. Gene Ontology annotation, biological process: protein phosphorylation. Gene Ontology annotation, molecular function: ATP binding; protein kinase activity. Lineage: Eukaryota; Viridiplantae; Streptophyta; Magnoliopsida; Fabales; Fabaceae.
AAACCUCAUUCUCUUCCUAAUCACUUCCACCAUGACAUGUGAUAUGAUAUGAUAUGAUAUGGCACCCUUUCCCCUUAACCUCCUUAUUCUCCUCUUUUCUCUUCCAUCCAUUUACACACUCUCUACCGUUUCCAUUUCUCAAACUUCCAAUUCCACCCAAACACUUAUUUGUGUCCUGCAACACCCAAACCAACAAGCACAAUCAAAUCUCAACUGCACCACCUUUCCUCAGACUCAGCCUAUUACGCUUCAACUCAAUCAUAAUGUUUCCUACUCUCAGAUUGUGGGGGGCGACGGCUAUGUAUGUGCUUUAGGGCCAUCAUCUUCUUCCACCUCCAUCAUGGGCUGUUGGAGAUUCUCUUCCAAUGCUACCAAUGUUCCCUAUAAGCGAAUCUACCAUGGACCCCUUGUUCAACAAAUUGACGGUGGCAAUUCACACGUUUGUGGCCUUGUUAACAAUAGUCUUAGUCUUGGUCUUGGCCUUGAGUGUUGGCAAUGGCAUGGCUUCAAUUCAAGCACUGCCAGGGACAUGUCAAUGACCAUGGCAAGCGUUGCCGUGGGAGAGGAUUUUGUAUGUGUGUUAUCACAGAGAGGGGAAGUUAAUUGCACAGGCACGAGUAGUAGUAGUGUUAUUGUUGAUGUGCCUGCGCAUGGUGGGAAUUACACUUUUGUAGCAGCAGGGUUUAGGCAUGCCUGCGCCAUCUCUUUUGAUGGUAGCUUGCAUUGUUGGGGAGACAUGGAGGGUGAAAUACCACAAGGGAGAUUCUUUUCUUUGGCGUUGGGAGAGAACCGAAGCUGUGCCCUUGGGUAUGACAGAAUAGUUCUAUGUUGGGGGUCCAAUAAUUUCAUCAUGCCACCCAGAUUGCAAGACACUUUCUUUGAAUCAAUUGUGGCAAAGAGAAGUGUUUUCUGUGGUGUUGUGUCUUCUAACAAUUCCUUGCUUUGUUGGGGUUCCGAAUUUUUUGAGUCAAACGCGAAGGUGUUUGACGAUGUCCUUCCAGGGCCUUGUAGGAGCCAGUGUCCGUGUGGGCCCUUGCUAAAUUCAGCCAAACUAUGUCCCUCUCCUGACAUCAUUUGCCAACCCUGUUCCCCCCAAGUGGCUCAAUCUCCACCACAACCACCAAAUAAUAACACAGGUUGGAGCAGAAAAAUGGUGGCAUUUCUGGUGGUUGGAUGUGUUGGUUGCAGUUCCCUAUUGCUAGUCAUGGCUUUCUUCCUUUACAGAUACUGCAACUCCAACCGCAGAGCAAGCCGUGUCCAUGAUUCUGACAGGUUGGAUGGGUCUCAACCUGUAUCUCGUGUUCUUCAGAAGCGUUUGAGCCAUGUGAUCAGCAUGGGAAAUGGAAGCCCUUUGGAGGAGUUUUCUCUAGAGACACUGCUCCAAGUCACCGACAAUUUCUCUGAGGACAAGAGAAUCGGAAUUGGCAGCUUCGGUUCAGUGUAUUACGCAACUUUAGAGGAUGGAAAAGAGGUUGCUAUAAAAAGAGCGGAAGCCUCAUCCUCCUCCUACGCAGUUUUGGGUGGCCAAGUGGACAAAGACAAUGCCUUUGUGAAUGAGCUUGAAUCUCUCUCAAGACUCCACCACAAGAACCUUGUACGCUUGCUGGGGUUCUAUGAAGACACCAAAGAACGCAUUUUGGUUUACGAGUACAUGAACAACGGCAGCCUCACUGAUCAUCUUCACAAGCUUCAAACUUCAGCUCUUAUGUCAUGGCCAAUGCGCAUCAAAGUGGCUCUAGACGCAGCUAGAGGCAUAGAGUAUCUACAUCGAUAUGCCAACCCACCAAUUAUUCACCGUGACAUCAAAUCUGCCAACAUAUUAUUGGAUGCCAAGUGGACUGCCAAAGUCUCUGAUUUUGGACUCUCAUUAAUGGGCCCUGACCCAGAAGACGAGGAGGCCCACCUUUCUCUUCUGGCUGCUGGCACUGUUGGCUACAUGGACCCUGAGUACUAUAGGCUUCAGCAUUUGACCUCCAAGAGUGAUGUCUAUAGUUUUGGUGUGGUUUUGUUAGAGUUGCUCUCUGGCUACAAAGCCAUUCAUAAAAACGAAAAUGGGGUGCCAAGAAAUGUGGUUGAUUUUGUGGUGCCAUUCAUUGUUCAAGAUGAGGUUCACAGGGUUUUGGACACAAGAGUUCCCCCACCCACACCUUUUGAGAUAGAGGCUGUGGCGUUUGUGGCUUAUUUGGCAACAGAUUGUGUUAGACUAGAAGGAAGAGAUAGACCAAGUAUGUCUCAAGUUGUAAAUAACUUGGAAAGAGCAUUGGCUGCAUGUUUAGCCCAACCAAUACUCUCAAGCUCCAACACUCAUUCUUCACAAUAGCUUACACCAUAUUUCCUUUUCCCUUACGCGUUCAGCUUCAGUUCCCUCGAUUCUGAAACAGUCAAAGUCUUGUACAUUAGACCACUUUUCUAUCUUCAUUUUUAAAAAACUAAUUUCGACGUCACACCUCACACGAGACGAUUCAAUUAUACUAACCCGGUCUAAUUUGUAUUUGAUGACGCCAACAAGUGUAUCAUACAUUGACAAUUUGGUUCUCAACCAACAAGCAUAGAAAAAUAUACACCGUGUAAUCGGUUGAAUCAAUGUGCAUUUUAAGCAAAUCACACGAUUCACACCUCUACUUUUCUUUUUUUAUACACUACUCGCUACUAGGUCAAUGUUUCGUUUCUGUCUUCACGAGACAAAGUCAAAUAGACGGAUUUUUCUUUUUAAAUUGGAGACUAGUAGCAUGGUCUUAGGAUAUGUAACAAACCAAAAUACGUGUGCUUUUCAACUUCAAUCUUCAGAUUUAUUGUUGA